Gymnodraco acuticeps is the source of this 1419-nucleotide messenger RNA. RefSeq lists its product as uncharacterized. Lineage: Eukaryota; Metazoa; Chordata; Actinopteri; Perciformes; Bathydraconidae. Bases 601 to 1290 code for a protein of 229 amino acids. The transcript has 7 exons. The record is from RefSeq and is a predicted model, not a curated record.
GGAUAGUUAUUGAAAACUCCUUCACAUGUGAGCUCAAUGUCUCUAAAAGUCCCAUUUAAACAUAUUUUAUUGUUUACUCUUUAUUUUGCAUCCUUCAUCCAUUUAACUCGUUACCACUUUCCAACGAUUUAUAUAACUUUAGCUGCUUUUACGUGUGUUUUCUACUUCUAUUCAAUGAUUUAAUAUUCUGUACAACCCUUUCAUUUUCACAUCUUUCAUACAUCAAUAGUUGUAUAUACAUUUGAGAAUAAUUCCUACUACUUUGCUACUUUUCUUCUUACACAUUAGUCAGCAGUGAAGUGUUGUGUGCUUUUUAAAAUCUAUCAUCUGUGGCAGACUUUUGUCAAGCAAGUGUUUUGACAUUCCUGCAUUUUCAGGUAUGAUUUGCAAUGAUUUUUGUUAUAGCUUUCAACCUUUACACACAUUUUCAGCAUUAGUUAAAAGCUGUUUUCUAAUUAACACGGAAAUAAAGUAGAAAGUACAUCUCACGUUCUUAGUAUUUCAAGCAACUCCAUUUAUUUUUGAUAAUGCUCAUGUUGAUUUGAGUUCCUAAUUUCAAACUUCCCUUACAGUUUUAAAGGUCCCUGAUCCUCUGCAACCAUGAUCACAUUGUUAAGUGUUGCCAUUGUUGCCGCAUUGUUCUUGGAAAGCCACCAGCGGGUUGCCGGUCCUUACCUCUUACCUGCAGAAGUUCCAGAGAUGAAGCCAAAAUGCUGGACUGACUGGUUUGACAGAGAUGACCCCACUGGAACUGGAGACUGGGAAACCUUCUCCGAUCUUUACAACGACAACCCUGGAAAGAUCUGCCCUGAACCACAGGGUAUGGAGGCCACGACUCUCUCUGGACUCAGUGUGGCCGCAGCAGGGGAGGUGAUUUUUAAAAAUGACGCCACUUCAGGAUUCGUCUGCAGAAACGUUGAUCAAAUCCAAAAGAAGAUGUGCAGUGACUACCGUGUUCGUUUCAGCUGCCAUUCCCCUUUCUGUGGUGGAGGAGUGUGCUGGACCGACUGGUUUGACCGUGACAAUCCCAGUGGCACAGGGGACUGGGAGCUUUUGAGUAACCUGAGGAAAGAAUACCCAGGAAAGAUCUGUGAAUACCCUCUGUACAUUGAGGCCGUUACCAGUGACACGAUGCCCCCAGCCAUCUCCACAGAGGAGAACUUCUAUAUCUUCAAUCCGACUCAGGGAUUUGUUUGCCGCAACAAGGACCAGAGAAAGCGCAUGUGCCGUGACUACAAAGUUCGCUUUGGGUGUCCUUGCAGAAGAAACCCGUGGAGCCGUGUGGCAUAGUGGGCCCUUGUUUCUAGGUGUUUGGGUCAGGGGGUCACAGGUUCAAACCCCAUGUUACGAUUAUUGUGUUAUGUCACGUUUUGUAUGUCUUGUUUUGGGUGUUUUGCUGUUCUCCCUGUCUUGUUUUCC